Messenger RNA from Calidris pugnax (ruff), 867 nucleotides. It is a transcript of the gene CALR, whose product is annotated as calreticulin. The annotation marks the transcript as partial. Gene Ontology annotation, cellular component: endoplasmic reticulum membrane; endoplasmic reticulum. The transcript has 6 exons. Gene Ontology annotation, molecular function: calcium ion binding. Gene Ontology annotation, biological process: protein folding. NCBI's taxonomy places the organism in Eukaryota, Metazoa, Chordata, Aves, Charadriiformes, Scolopacidae. The record is from RefSeq and is a predicted model, not a curated record.
GCCAUCUCCUCCCGUUUCGAGCCUUUCAGCAACCGGGACAAGACGUUGGUGGUUCAGUUCACGGUGAAGCACGAGCAGAACAUCGACUGCGGCGGCGGCUACGUCAAGCUCUUCCCCGACAGCCUCAACCAGGAGGACAUGCAUGGCGACUCCGAGUACAACAUCAUGUUCGGCCCUGAUAUCUGCGGCCCCGGGACCAAGAAGGUCCACGUCAUCUUCAACUACAAAGGGAAGAACGUCCUCAUCAACAAGGACAUUCGCUGCAAGGACGAUGAGUUCACCCACCUCUACACGUUGGUGGUGCGUCCGGACAACACCUACGAGGUGAAGAUCGACAACGGGCGGGUGGAAUCGGGCAGCCUGGAGGAGGACUGGGACAUGUUGCCCCCCCGUAAGAUUAAGGACCCCCAGGCCCGAAAACCUGACGAUUGGGAUGAACGGGCCAAGAUCGACGACCCCGAGGACACCAAGCCCGAGGACUGGGAUAAGCCCGAGCACAUCCCUGACCCCGAUGCCAAGAAGCCGGAGGAUUGGGAUGAGGAGAUGGACGGGGAGUGGGAGCCCCCCGUUAUCCAGAACCCCGAGUACAAGGGCGAGUGGAGGCCCCGGCAGAUCGACAACCCCGAUUACAAGGGGAAAUGGGUGCACCCCGAGAUCGACAACCCCGAGUACAGCCCCGACCCCCACCUUUACGCCUACGACAGCUUCGGCGUCAUCGGCCUCGACCUCUGGCAGGUGAAAUCCGGCACCAUUUUUGACAACUUCCUCAUCACGGAUGAUGAGAAAUUAGCGGAGGAAAUCGGGAAUGAGACCUGGGGGGUCACCAAGGUAAGGGGGGGAAGGGGACAAUGAUGGUGACAACCCCUG